UCAGAGCUCUCAGGAAGGUCUAGUCACAGAUUCUUACACUCCAUCAUCACCAUCUGUACUACUGGUUGAUCUCUUUCUCCUCCGAUGGGUAGCAGUGCUCUGUGGGUCUUCUUGCCUCUUGAGACAAUCAUUGGUGUAACAUGUUGUCUGGGCAAUGCACUGGUGAUCUGGGCAGUGUGGACAUGUGGAGCCCUCAGGCAGCCCACCUUCUGCUUCAUUGUGUCCCUCGCUGUGGCUGAUUUCCUGGUGGGGUCUGUGGUCAUCCCUGUGUCUGUGCUUGUGGAUAUUGGUAUAAACACCUCUUUUCAUGGCUGCCUUUUCAUGUGUGGUAUCAUCAUAAUGCUAGAGGUGGCUUCUGUCGCUUUACUCCUGGCCAUCGCAGUGGACCGCUUUCUCCGUGUGCGCAUCCCUCUGACGUAUAGGUCUACAGUCUCUAAAAAACGCUUAUGGAUCGUGGUGGCACUCUGCUGGGUCACUGCUGCACUGCUGAGUUUUAUCCCCAUGUUUGGAUGGCACAGGUCUUUGGGUGCGGACAGCACUGAAUGCAGAUUCUUUAAUGUUAUCUCCUAUUCAUAUCUAGUUUACUUCAUAUUCUUCAGCUUAUACCUUCCUCCACUGGCUAUAAUGACAGGCUUGUACUGUUACAUCUUCCUGACCACUCGGAGGCAGUUAAGAGCAAAUAUAGGUGUGGGUGCCAAGUCCAGCACAUAUUACCAAAAAGAACACAGACUGGCUGCUUCACUGGUUCUGGUCUUGGUUCUGUUUGUUGUCUGUUGGCUCCCUCUGUUCCUCAUGGUUACUGUACGAUCAUAUGGUCAUAACAUUGAGGUGCCCUCUGUCGCCAUUGAAUUAGGUGUCCUCCUCACUCAUGCUCAUUCAGCAGUUAACCCCAUAGUUUAUGCGUUUAAGAUCCCCAAGAUAAAAGAGGCGUGUAUGAAGCUGUGGAGAAGAUGUUCUCAUAACAGUGAACAGCAGCAGAUUGAACAGAACAAUAGACAGAAUAAUACAAACACAAAACCUGCCAGGUAGAAAACACCAGAACAAAAGCAGCAGUACAGAAAACCGAAACACUACACAGGAGUCAGAUUUGUAAAAACCCUACAGCAAAUGACAUAUGAGAUGCACAAAGUCUGUAAUUGACCCUUUGCAGCCACCACAGUUGUCUCUAAAUGUUCCUUCUUCCAUAAUAAUUUUAAUGCCAUUCCUAGAAAAUUUGGGCCAAUUUAUAAAAUGCAAUCAAAACUUUUUGCAAUUUAAACUUUCAUUUAACUGACAAAAGUACAUAGAUAUUAUUAUGUUUUUAUUUCGGCUGGACAACUUGAUUUUUGAAUAUCAUAUCAUGAAGAGGAGAAUCAGACGAUGCCCAUAGACUCCGGAGCAGCUGAGUCUUGUAUCUUCAUCUUUAAAGAAUGGGCAAAAAUGUAACGUUCGUAGUUCCAGUGAAAACUGUAAUGAAAAGAAAAAGGUGAUAUUACACGGUGGUAAACAUGCCUCUGUCCCAACUUUUUUGA
Molecule: messenger RNA, 1511 nt
Organism: Pygocentrus nattereri (red-bellied piranha)
Lineage: Eukaryota; Metazoa; Chordata; Actinopteri; Characiformes; Serrasalmidae
Product: adenosine receptor A1-like
Exons: 2
Coding region: 85-1029 (314 amino acids)
Biological process (GO): G protein-coupled adenosine receptor signaling pathway
Cellular component (GO): dendrite; synapse; membrane
Molecular function (GO): G protein-coupled adenosine receptor activity
Source: RefSeq, a predicted model, not a curated record